AUGGGUUUCUCUAACACGGUCAAGUCUUUCGACUCGGACUCGGACAAGAAGAUGGAGGACUCCAAGAUCGACAUCAAGCAAGUCGAUCAGUCUGAGGAUGCCGCCUCCUUCAGCCAGCCCUCCUCUCCUAGCUCCGAGGUCGCCAGCCCUCUCGAGCGCAAGUCGUCUUCCGACAAGCAGUCCACCCCCACAACCCAUGGCCUCUCCGCGGUGCGGCACAUUGCCAGCACCUAUCGCAUCAGAGCGCUCAGGGGCCGGAGACCCGACUACGAGCAGGUCGCCUCCGGGUCAGAGGACGACAACGACGACGACGACUCUUCGGACACGUAUCUGGUCGACGAGGAGACCUUGAUCUCACAUUCCCGCCCGAAGAGGAGACGUCGCUGGCUGAUCUGCGGCUCCGUCCUGGGUCUCACGCUCCUGGCUGUCCUCCUCGUUCUCAACAUCCUGAUCUUCAUCUCUCGAUCCGCCUAUGGCGACGCCGAAGAAGACCCCGAUGUCAUCUUCGCCAGUUGGGGCCGGGGCGGCACGGGGACCGAGGGCCUGGCGUGGUACCCGACUGACUUCCUGCGCGACGUCCUGCCCAAGCCCAUCCACUCCCACAACGACUACUGGCGGAAGGUGCCGCUGUUCUCGGCCCUGCACGUCGGCUGCACCGGCGUCGAGGCCGACGUCUUUGAGUUUGAGAACGACCCCAACCUCUACGUCGGCCACGUCAAGUCGGCCUUGCAGCCGAACCGGACGUUCGAGUCGCUCUACAUCAACCCUCUGGUCGAGAUCCUGACGCGGACCAACUCGGGAUCCAAGUUCGCCAACCGCACCCACAACGGCGUGUUUGACAUGGACCCGGACCAGACGCUGGCGCUGCUGGUCGACGUCAAGACCGACGGGGCAUCCACCAUCCGCAGGGUCAUGGAGCAGCUCGAGCCGCUGCGCUCGCGCGGCUGGCUGACGUACUUUGAGAACGGCACGGUGCACUACGGCCCCGUCACCGUCGUCGGCACGGGCAACACGCCCUUCGACGUGCUCGUCGCCAACGCCACGUACAGGGACGUCUUCUUCGACGCGCCCCUGGACAAGCUCCAGGACAGCGCGUACGACCACACCAACUCGUUCUACUCGAGCGUGUCGUUCGGGUCGUCCAUCGGCCGCGUCUGGUUCGGCGGCAUGGCGCAGAGCCAGCUGGGCAAGGUGCGGACGCAGCUGAUGGAGGCGGCGAACCGGGGCCUCAAGCCCCGCUACUGGGACCUGCCUGCCUGGCCCGUCAGCAUCCGCAACCGCAUCUGGGACACGCUCGUGCAGGAGGGCAUUGCCAUGCUGAACGUUGACGACAUCAAGGCCGCGGCCAAGCUCAACUGGGCCAAGAUUUGA
Messenger RNA from Thyridium curvatum, 1371 nucleotides. RefSeq lists its product as uncharacterized. Bases 1 to 1371 code for a protein of 456 amino acids. Gene Ontology annotation, molecular function: phosphoric diester hydrolase activity. NCBI's taxonomy places the organism in Eukaryota, Fungi, Ascomycota, Sordariomycetes, Thyridiales, Thyridiaceae. Gene Ontology annotation, biological process: lipid metabolic process. The transcript has 2 exons. The record is from RefSeq and is a predicted model, not a curated record.